Messenger RNA from Jatropha curcas, 1789 nucleotides. It is a transcript of the gene RGLG3, whose product is annotated as Copine (Calcium-dependent phospholipid-binding protein) family. The record is from RefSeq and is a predicted model, not a curated record. Gene Ontology annotation, molecular function: ubiquitin-protein transferase activity. Gene Ontology annotation, biological process: protein ubiquitination. Gene Ontology annotation, cellular component: nucleus. Lineage: Eukaryota; Viridiplantae; Streptophyta; Magnoliopsida; Malpighiales; Euphorbiaceae.
UUUCGUCCACCCCGAUUAAUAAAGACUUUUUUUCCGCCCUUGGUUUAUUUGCAUUUCUUGCCAAAGUCUUUUUUAAAAGACAAAAAGACGACCAUAAAAGCUGUAUAAUCCUCAAAGGAUCCAGCUUUGCCAUUUCUCUCUGAAGAUUCUGUAUACAGAAUUUCUUAAAAGUAUGGGGAAUUCAGAUUCAAGUUUUGAUGAUUCUCAUGAUGAUAUUUCACAACCCACUUCUUAUACGGGAAGUCCAGUGGAUUAUAAUUAUCAGCAGCACUAUCAGUAUAUACAGCAAAAUCAGCAUAUACAGCAAAAUCGGCAUAUACAGCAAAAUCAGCAUAGACAGCAAUCAACAUACAUAGCUGACAAUUUCAACUCCCUAGACCAGGUUAUUUCUGCACUAAGAGAUGCUGGUCUUGAAUCAUCAAAUUUAAUACUUGGUAUUGACUUCACAAAGAGUAAUGACUGGACAGGCAGGCAUUCUUUUCACCGGAGAAGCCUCCAUGCUAUUGGCAGCACUCUAAACCCUUAUGAACAAGCGAUCUCUAUCAUUGGUCGGACUUUGUCACCCUUCGACGAAGAUAAUUUGAUACCAUGUUUUGGAUUUGGAGAUGCAUCAACACAUGAUAAAUAUGUAUUCAGCUUUUAUCCUGAUCAUCGUCCAUGCCAUGGUUUCGAGGAAGCUCUUAGCCGAUAUAGAGAGAUUGUUCCACACCUAAAGUUGUCAGGUCCAACUUCUUUUGCCCCCAUUAUUGAUGCAGCAAUUGACAUUGUGGAGAACUGCAAUGGACAAUAUCAUGUCCUUGUCAUCAUUGCAGAUGGCCAGGUUACUAGGAGUCCUGAUGUUCCACCUGGGAGUUACAGUCCACAGGAGCAAGCAACUGUGAACUCCAUUGUUGCUGCCAGCCAAUAUCCUCUCUCAAUUAUUUUGGUUGGAGUUGGGGAUGGACCAUGGGAUGCGAUGCAACAAUUUGAUGAUAACAUUCCUCAACGUGCAUUUGAUAACUUCCAGUUUGUCAACUUCACAAAAAUCAUGUCUGAGAACACUGAAGCAUCAAAGAAAGAAACAGCUUUUGCACUUGCGGCGCUUAUGGAAAUUCCAUUCCAGUACAGAGCUACUCAAAGGCUUCAUUAUCUGAAUGGAGAAUCAGGAAGUGGUGGUCCAGAGUCAAGGCACCUUCCUCGUACAAGGCCACUUCCGCCUCCUCGGGAAGUGAUUGAUCAUGAUAAUGCAGUUAAGUCAAUCCCAAUCACAAAAAAUUUUGAAGCAGCUGAAUCAAAAGCUCCAGUAGAACAACCAGUGUGCCCUAUUUGCUUGACAAACCCAAAAGACCUGGCCUUUGGAUGCGGUCAUACGACAUGCAGGGAUUGCGGUGUAACCAUUUCAAGUUGUCCGUUGUGCCGGGAACCUAUAACAACACGCCUGAGGCUAUUUACUUGAGCAGUAAAGGAUGUUUCCUGGAUGUUGAUUGUAGAAAAAUAAAGAUAAGGGAUUCAUGACAAGCUGACAUUAUUUCAUGAAGCCAUGUAAUGUUUCAAGUUCAUUAUAUCUAGUAAGGGUAGAGUCCCUUGUAUCAUAUUUUAUUUUAUUUUAUUUUAUUUUAUUUUGUUUGCAAAAUGGCUUUCAGGCAUAACUUGUAUAGAAUGGCGAUAGUAAGUAUAUUACACAAGUUGUACAAUGAUAUUCAUUAAAUUUUGCUAUAAACAUCAAGGUUAAUCUUGUGUUGGAGAGAGUCUGGUGGUUUAUUUAGAAAAAGAGUUGAGACCUCUCCUCCAACGAACUUUUCCCUUUUUC